AAUAGAUCGAAUUGUAUAGAUUAAAUGAAUUAUUAGUGAAAGUAAAUGUAAGAUGCAAGUAUAUAGAAAGCAGUGAAAGUACAAUAUAAUUGGUUGGUUGACCUCAAAAGUACUUGAGAGUAUUUCAUACUUUUAUAUAAAAAAAAAUAGGAAUUUAAUGCUAAUUACGAAGUAUGGUUAUAUCCUCGACAUUUUUAUUGUUUCAUAUAGUAAAUAGGAUUGAAAAUAUCGAUUCGUCAAGUUCGAAUAAAUGUUAAAAGAGGGGGUUUAGUCAACGUUACUAAAAAUACGUCGAAAGUUACAUGCGUUAGUUCUCUAUUGGGAGCGGAGAGUGAAUGUGUUUGUAAUUUCAAUCACGUGAAUAUUUACGCGAGAAUGAGUGCAUCGGAUAAUAUAAUAUACGACAGUGACGAUCAAGAUGAUUUUCAAGAUGCCGAAGAUACUCCCGUUAGCGAAAACAUGCCGUUGUAUCAAGCCCUGGAAGAGGCUAAAAAAGGGGUGGAUUUCUUUUUUAAUAAUCAAUUCGUAGAAGCGAAAAGCCUAAUGACACCUUACGCCAAUAUAAGUAUGUACCAUUCUUUGGGUCACUCGUUAUUUUUAUACAUGGAAGCCAUGUUAACAUUCGAACCGGACGCCAUUAAAGAAGCUUCGAGAGCUUUAAAACAAACGAUGAACGUCUGUAAUCGUUACCGAAAAAAAAACACUUUCGGCGAAUCUCUCGGAAAAAUGGUGAAAAAAGUGAAUUUCGAAUUAUUUAGUUCGAUAGAAGCGCACGCGGAGCUGUGUCACGCCGAAAGUUCGUUAUUAAAAUCGUUGUUGACGUUCGUCGAAGACGAAACUCUGGCGAGUUUCAUAAAAGCCGGGAUAAAAAUUAGAUCGUGCUUCAAUUCGUACAAAGAGUGUUAUCAAAUUUUAAUAAAAAAAAAUUGGGAAAAAGACCCUACCAAGGAGCAUUUCGAAGGGGGGGUGAGAGUGGGGAUAGGCGUUUUCAAUUUGAUGAUAUCGAUGUUACCCGGUAGAGUGAUCAAACUGCUGGAAUUUAUCGGUUUUUCGGGAAGCAAACAAAAAGGUUUACAAGAAUUGUAUUUGGGUUGCGAGACCCGCGGUAUCAGGCAAGUACUUUCCAUUAUGGCUAUAUUGGGUUACAAUUUAAUAGCUUUGCACGUGUUGAGUCAUCGAGAAGGAGAUAUCAAACAAUGCACGGAUAUAAUUGAUAAAAGACUCGAGAAAUACCCGAAAAGUGUGUGGUUUUUAUUUUUUAAAGGUAGAUUAGAAUUGCUUAAAGGAAAUCUCGAUGCCAGUAGAAAUUGGUACGAGAAAAGUUGGAAAUCGCAGAAUUUGUGGCCGCAAUUUCAUCACAUAUGUUUCUGGGAACUUGUUUGGGUGCACUGUUUACGUUUAGAAUGGAGGGAGGCUCUAAUAUAUUCUUCUGAAUUAUUGCAACACAGCAAAUGGUCUCGUACUAUGUACAGUUACCAGAAAGCGGCCAUUUUAUUGAUGUUGAAAGAAGAUUCGAUAGAUACCGUAGAAAAAGAAGAAAUCGAUAAAUUAAUGAAAGACGUACCGAAAUAUAAACAGAGAAUCGCCGGAAAAUCGUUACCUAUGGAAAAAUUCGCGUUGAAAAAAGCGGAACGUUAUUUUUAUCAAAACGGUAAUUUAAUACUACCGGUAAUAGAAUUAAUGUUUCUAUGGAAUUUAUUCAAGAUAUUCAAUAACUUUUCUAUAUCUAGUAAAAUGUUGAAAUUAAUUGAAAAAACAGUGGAAAAUUUAGAAUCGAACGCUAAAACUACAAAAUACGAUAACGACAAUAAAGCUUUAGCUCUACUUCUACAAGGGGCUUGUCUAAGGCAUAUGGGAAGCCCUUUGUUAGCCCUAAAUUGCUUCGAAACCGUCAUUUCAAUGAAUAAAUCUCUAGUAGAAGACCAUUAUAUAAUUCCUUACGCAAUCGUCGAGCUCGCUUUAGUCGAAUGGAGUAACGGUAAUAGACAAAAAGCGAUUCUAGCUUUAGAAGAUGCUAAAAAGAAUUACACUGGUUAUUCGCUAGAAUCGAGGUUACAUUUUAGGAUACAUACGGCUUUAACCGAAUUUAAAACCGAAAUGAAAAGUAUUUAAAUAUGUUUACGGGUGAUAAUUGGUAUUUUAAGAAUGUUUUUAUUUGUUAAAUGUAUAGGUUUGCGUUAAUAAAUAACCGUUAUUUUUUAACUAGUUGAUAUAUCGACGGGAAUUCCCAUCUCGUACGUUUACUUACGAGUGUGCGUAUUUAAAAAGUUUUUUUUAUCUAAUAAUUAUGUGCAAAUAAAGCUAAAAAUGAUUCUUAACUAUUUAACUAUUCGAAUGUAUUUACUUAUGAGUAGAUUAAAAUUUGAACGGAACUAAAAAAUCCCUAUUGAAGGUUGAUAACUAACGUUUCCAUUUCUGACCAAUAGCGGCGUCGUUAUCCACCUGCUAAUACUCGUUUGUAUCGUUUUUUACUACUAAAUCGAAUAUUUUAGCUUCUCCAAAUAAUAUACUGUUAAAAUAUUGCAGUAAUAAGUUUUUAAUUGUUCGUAAAAAUAAUUAUUGUUAUUGGGGAAAAGCAAUUAUAAACCCGUGCAGUUUUUAAAUGUUUUAUAAUUAUAUAAUGUAAAAAUAAAUACUCUUUUAUUAUUAA
Molecule: messenger RNA, 2650 nt
Organism: Diorhabda carinulata
Lineage: Eukaryota; Metazoa; Arthropoda; Insecta; Coleoptera; Chrysomelidae
Product: tetratricopeptide repeat protein 39B-like
Exons: 1
Coding region: 376-2112 (578 amino acids)
Molecular function (GO): protein binding
Source: RefSeq, a predicted model, not a curated record